AUGAGGAGCACACAAAUCCUAUUCCUGGCAUUUGCCUUCUUGAUACUAUCGUCAGCUAUGGCAACUUCUAAGCCAGUAUGCAACCAUAUCCUCAAAAAGGGACAUUGUAACAACAAUGAUUGCCGAGCGUACUGCAAAAAGUUCAUCCCCCCACCCGGUGGCCCAUCUCCCAAGUGCAUACCCGAGGGAUGCCAGUGUUAUACAAUUAUUGGGUUUCAAAAUGAUAUAAUUUCAAAUCCAGAUUCAGUCUUCAUAUCAAGAAGUAAAAUAUAA
Triticum turgidum subsp. durum (durum wheat) is the source of this 273-nucleotide messenger RNA. Lineage: Eukaryota; Viridiplantae; Streptophyta; Magnoliopsida; Poales; Poaceae. The record is from the annotation of a GenBank genome assembly.